AUGAAUGCUAUGAAUGGUAAAUUGAAUCAGAUCGCUUUACAUUCUCCUCCUAAAAGUAUUAAAUGUACCUCGAAUAGUAUCAACUCCGAAGUUUCAAAUGCAGAAAAAAGUAAUAUGAAUGUUCCGAAAACUUCAAGAGGUAUCGUUAUGUCAGCGGUUGUCAUCCCAGAAGAUCCACAGGAGUCAAUGCCUUUAAUAAGAAGAACAAGUUAUUUUGUACCCGGACAAACACAACUCAAAACCAUCGACGACGAGGGAAUCAAAAUGAUGAAAAGCGGUAACAAGAUAUUAUUGCCUAAGUUAGAGGGGACAAGAGGGUUCGUUGUUCAGGGACCUUCACAAGUCCUAAUGCAAACGACCAACAAAAUGAUAGGUAUGGAAGAAGAAAUGCUUGCACCAAAACCCGAAUAUUCGUACGCCUCAAUGAUCUGUCAAGCGAUCUUUGCAUCGUCUGAAAAGAAAUCCACCCUAUCAGAGAUAUAUGAAUGGAUAUGUACCACUUAUCCAUUCUUUAAGAGGAAUCAACAAGCGUUUGUGAGGGCCUCACGUGGCGAAGGAGCCACCGGAAAGGGGGGAUAUUGGACAGUUGAUCCCAUAUUCGAACGUUAUUUCGUAAAUGGACAUUUCAAACCUCCGGGUAAUGAAACAAAGAACGCUUACAAGAGAGCAAGGUCAGACGAAAAUGAAAUAACGCCCAACACCACAACUUCCACCCACCAUAAAAAUGGAAGCGCAACACAAAAAGUUCGAGAGAAGUUACCACGAGCUAGAAAUAAUAUUGAAGCAACGGUUCAAAUCGCUCAACCAAGAAGAGGAGAGACUGCGCCUUCAAAAAAAAAGGUUAAAGUUGAAAGAAUAAUGGAAAACUUGAAUAAGGUGACAGAAAAAAUAAACAAUGAUAAUAGGGCCAAGGGAUCUGAAGAACUAAAAGACCAAGAGGACAACAAAGAGACAGUUAUCCGAAAGCUUGUGGAAGGAUGUGAAUCCGUCUAUCACAGAUACUACAAUGGCAAUGAACCAAACUGGCAAGGGGACGCCGCGUUUUUCGCAUCGUUCAGCCCAUUCCUAUCUUGUAAUGGAUAUUUUUUCUAA
Molecule: messenger RNA, 1092 nt
Organism: Funneliformis caledonium
Lineage: Eukaryota; Fungi; Glomeromycota; Glomeromycetes; Glomerales; Glomeraceae
Source: the annotation of a GenBank genome assembly